This is a messenger RNA of Betta splendens (Siamese fighting fish), 4336 nucleotides long. RefSeq names its product G protein-coupled receptor 155b (gene gpr155b). NCBI's taxonomy places the organism in Eukaryota, Metazoa, Chordata, Actinopteri, Anabantiformes, Osphronemidae. Gene Ontology annotation, molecular function: G protein-coupled receptor activity. The coding region runs from base 228 to 3071 and encodes 947 amino acids. Gene Ontology annotation, biological process: intracellular signal transduction; transmembrane transport; G protein-coupled receptor signaling pathway. The transcript has 20 exons. The record is from RefSeq and is a predicted model, not a curated record. Gene Ontology annotation, cellular component: membrane.
UUUGCGCCUAGCUAGCUUAGCUAACGGGCUGAGGAGGCUAACUAGCUUGUAGGUGGUGUCACCUGAUUUCAUCGUUAGUUUGAAUUUGAUAUGACGUCAUAGAAUCAUAACAUGUACCGCAGUUGACGCUGGUUUACAAGCUGGGCUAAUGUAGCUAACUGUGGUGACACAACCCAAACAUCACCUGAGAUCCUCCUGACCACGCACAGCGCCAUCCCCUCAUCACCAUGGAGACGGCCAACACCUACGUGUUGAUCCAUGGGAAGAACAUAUCCCAUAAUACGGUGACGGGCCCCGCUGCCGGGCCUCACAUGUCCAUUGACAAGCUCUUCCCAGCUCUCCUCGAGUGCUUCGGCAUCAUAUUGUGUGGCUACAUAGCUGGCAGGGCAGACAUCAUUACCGAGAGCCAAGCCAAGGGUUUGGGCAACUUUGUGUCGAAGUUUGCUCUCCCAGCGCUCCUCUUUAAAAACAUGGUGCUUCUAGACUUUGUAGAUGUCAUCUGGGCAUUUCUCUGGAGCGUCCUAGUUGCGAAGGUGACCGUGUUUGUCCUGGUGUGUGUGUUGACACUGAUGGUGGCCAGUCCAGACACUAGGUACAGCAAGGCUGGUCUGUACGCCAUAUUCGCUACGCAAAGCAAUGACUUCGCCUUGGGAUACCCCAUAGUUGAUGCGCUGUACCAGAGUACAUAUCCAGAAUACCUCCAGUACAUCUACCUAGUUGCCCCAGUCUCACUCAUGCUACUCAAUCCUAUCGGCUUCGCUCUUUGCGAGGUGCAGAGGUGGCGGCAAGCCAGCCAUCCACAGCGCAGCACCCUGGGAAUCCUGGGAGUUGUAGUCUUACAGGUACUGAAGAACCCCAUAGUGUUUAUGGUUAUAGUGGGAAUCAUCUCCCACUUUGCCCUGGGCCAGCGUAUUCCUGCUGUGUUAUCAGAGUUCAUAGACGGCCUGGCCAACUCUUUUGGAGGAGCAGCUUUAUUUUAUCUUGGCCUUACGAUGGUCGGCCAACUUGGAAAACUAACUAGAGACACUGGAGUGGCUUUGAUCCUCCUCAUCACAGCUAAACUCCUGGUGAUGCCACUUGUCUGUAAAGACAUGGUGGAUAUCCUGGAUGUAGGAGUGAACAGCACAAGUGCCAACCACACCAGUUUGUCCAACUUUGCGUUUCUUUACGGAGUCUUCCCAACUGCACCUAGUGUGGCAAUCUAUGCUGGGCACUACAACAUGGAGUUAGAGGUGGUAACAGCAGGAAUGGUAAUCAGUACAUUUCUGUCUGCACCCAUCAUGUAUGUGUCGGCCUGGCUAUUAACAAUACCUCUGAUGGAUCCCACCCCUCUGGUGACAGAGCUGGAAAAUGUUAGCUUCAACAUCAGCAUUGUUAGCCUCGUAGCACUGGUGUGGACUAUAAUGGUGAUGUUGCUCAGCAGAAAAUUUAACAGACUUCCACAUCUGUUUUCCUUAAACCUGUUCCUGGCUCAGUUCCUAGUGUGCAUCAGUAUGAUUCUGUGGAACUCACUGGCAAAACAAGAUGAUAAUCUUAUCGGUAAAAUUCUCACCUUUGCGCUGCUCUAUGGUUCUUUGUACAGCACCUACAUUUGGGCAGGACUAAUUCCUCUCUGUCUAGCUCUGACUAACAGAGAUGAUCUGCUAAGGCUGCGGCCCGGAAUAUUCAUGAUUUUGGGUUGGGGGGUUCCUUUCCUGAUGGUUGGGGGCCUUCUGCUAUUAGGGGAGAGGACCAAUACAAUAGAUUCUGCCUUUUUCUAUGGCAGGACUCAGAUAAUAAGCACAGCAGUGGUGCUGUCGAUCAGCCUGGUGCUCGGUGCAAUAUCUCUGAUGGGUCUCAGCCAGGGAGACAGGGAGCAGAGAGGCUACCAGGCCCUCAGCAGAGCUGCUGUAACAGGCAUCAAUGAUGAGCCGAGGCCCCCUGGUGGUCAGGAUGAACAACAACAGCCAUCGAUUGCAAAUUCAGCUGCCUGCAGCAUCAACUCAGACGUCCACAGUUCUUCUCCUGUUCAAACCGGACCUGAGGUGAUGUCCAGCACAGAGAGGAUGCACACAAAUGGCACAGGCCACAGUGAGGAGCUGUGUGAUGGGCAGCAGCAGAGCUUUUCCAGCUCAGAGGAGCCAUUGGAUCUGCCGCCACCUGGCCUUCAACCACAAACAGACGACAGUCAGACAAUCAGACACAUUCUGCUGUGUCUGCUGCUGAUCGUCAGCCUGCUGGCAAACCUGUCCAGCUGUCUGUGGUGGCUGUUUAAUAAAGAUCCAGGAAGACUUUACCUUGAACUUCAGUUUUUUUGUGCUGUGGCAAACUACGGACAGGGUUUCCUGUCCUUUGGGAUCUUUGGUCUGGACAGACACCUCAUUAUGCUGCCCUUCAAAAACAGGUUUCUGGGCCUGUGGCAGAGCCGGGACAACGAGGAUCUGAUUCCUUCAGGUGCGGCAGAGGAUGUCCGGCUCACCUGUACUCAGUUUGUGCGCUACCACAAAGAUCAGUGUGUACAAGACAUAGUACACGCUCACAGGUGUGAUGGAGGAGGAGGACUGGAGGAGGAGACUGGGGCUUUGAGACACCCCCCUUCACAUUCACCUCAGGAGCAACAAAACCAAGAGCCACAUAAUCUCCACCAGAAUAAGCAAACUCAUGAUGGAGCUCCAUCCCGUGACCAGUGUUUGCUUCCAACCCAACCCCAGUCAGAGCUUGAGAAUGAAGACACAAAAGGUUUUUCCACCUCUGAUAUGCGACAGGAGCACAUUUGCCAGCUCCGGUCUACUGGUGACCUGCACCAGCAUGAUGAUGGUUCUAGCGUGUCACAUGUUCCUCAACAAUCCCAGUCCUGUGUCCAAAGUGUCUUUCGUGGCAGCGACCUUGUGGACUGGUUGACUGAGCGGGGCCUGUGUGCUGGACGAGCAGAGGCCCAAUCCUACGGUGUCAGACUCCAACGGGGAGGUGUGUUGGACCACCUAGCAGGUCAGUACAGCUUCAGGGACAGCACCCUGCUGUAUCAAUUCACACCGGGGUCCAAAAGAUGCAAAGAGCAGGCAGUGAGGAAGAAGGAACCAGCACAGAGCUAAAGAGCAGCAAUGACUGACAGACACAGAAGUGCCUUUAUGGGGCCAAUUCUCUACUGAUCAAUUAAUAGCAAAUCCAUAGGGGCUAAGGGUCCUGAAGUCAAGUCUGACACUGUUACUUAUACAUGGAGAUGAUGUGAAAUCAUAGAUUGAUCGGCGCAUUUAUGUUGUGUCCAUGUGUUCACAGCUGGCUGCUCCUCGUUGUUCAGGUUUCAACCUGUGGCUCUAGCUGUUUAUCAUCAUUGUCCUUUUAUGAACUUCCUUUAUACAUUUCCCUUUGACCCCAUUUCUCACAGAAAGACCAUUCUGAGUCGUGGCAGUGAUAUUUGGGAUGUGGUGAUAUUUAAAGCGUCAUUAAGCUUGUGGGUGCAGGGUUUGAUGUUGUCAUUUUGUCUUUCACAGUACAGGAACACAUCCUGAAUCUGCCCCUUAUAUCAUUUGAUAUUCUGCCCUUUUGUCUUAAUGAACCACUGCUGACUACUGUACAUGGACAACUGUGCUUGCAUGACUCUGAGCAGAGUAGACUUCUGUUCCACCCUGAACCGUUUGCACUGAAUGACAAAAAAUAUAUUGAUCAUCUUAAAUUAUGCAACUUUCUGAACAUCCGUCUGAAGCAGAUAUUUGUUUUCUUUGCACUGUCUGAUUAUUUACCUUUUGAAACGUGUUUUAAACUGAUGGUGACCACAUCAGUAAUCUCUCCUGGUGUGUUGUACUGUACACAAAACCACUACUGAGCUGUUUACAAAUGACUGAGUGGACUCUUCACUACAGCCAUUAUUUGCCCAUUAAGUAGCUGCUGAUUUAUGGUAUUCAUACACUGAUGUGUUGCUGUUCUGGCCAGUAGAUGAUAAUGAUGAUGGAUGUUGAUGUAUCCAAACACACUGACAGAUGAUGCAGCUGGACAGUAUUUUUUCAUUGUUCUCUGAGCAAAAUGUUUAAUCAGUUAGUGACCGCGGACGUUUGUAGAGCAAAGAGAGAAGGUUGUUCUGUUCUCUACAGUUUAGGCAUAGAAGCUUCCUAGAACCAGGUUCAUGUGCGUGCGUCACCUCUCUGUCGGGUCCGUUUACUUUCUGAUAAACGUCUGUGCAUGAGAUGACGUGUGGUGAGAGAACUGAUGGGAUGAGGCAGACUUUAAUGCUGUGUAACAGUAACAAGUGUGUUGUUGGUAAUUCAACUGGACGAACAUGACGGUUGUGUUGUAUUGCUCUAAUUCAAUCAGGGUCACUAAAACCUCAAAGGCACAAAUAAAAUUCUCUUUGCAUCAAAAA